Dendroctonus ponderosae (mountain pine beetle) is the source of this 1527-nucleotide messenger RNA. Its product is annotated as troponin T, skeletal muscle. Lineage: Eukaryota; Metazoa; Arthropoda; Insecta; Coleoptera; Curculionidae. Bases 129 to 1322 code for a protein of 397 amino acids. The transcript has 14 exons. Gene Ontology annotation, cellular component: troponin complex. The record is from RefSeq and is a predicted model, not a curated record. Gene Ontology annotation, molecular function: tropomyosin binding. Gene Ontology annotation, biological process: regulation of muscle contraction; muscle contraction; sarcomere organization.
CUAAGGUCCGUUUUCCUGUGGGGUUUUCAGGAAUUUCGUUAGCAGUCACUGCGGGCUCCUUGAGUUAAGUGGUGCUCCUGGAUACGCCAUAUUUUUCCUUGUUCUUUAGGUUUUGAUCCCCUUCAGUCAUGUCCGACGACGAAGAAGUUUACUCCGAAGAAGAGGAGGAGGAAGAGGAAGUCAUUGAGACAAAAACGACCACCACCACUACUACCAAAGUCGAAGAACAACCAUCCGGCGAUCCAGAAUUCAUCAAGAAGCAGGACCAGAAAAGAUCUGACUUAGAUGAGCAACUCCGCGAGUACAUCCAGGAAUGGCGCAAACAGCGCGCCAAGGAGGAAGACGAGCUCAAGAGGCUAAAGGAGAAGCAAGCCAAGAGGAAGGUCACCCGUGCCGAAGAAGAAAAGAAAUUGGCUGAACGCAAGAAGCAAGAGGAAGAGCGUCGUCAACGUGAAAUUGAAGAGAAGAAACAAAAGGAUAUUGAGGAGAAGAGGCUGCGUCUUGAGGAGGCUGAAAAGAAACGCCAAGCAAUGUUGCAAGCAAUGAAUGCUGCCAACAAAAAGGGACCCAACUUUACCGUUACCAAGAAAGACCCCAACGCUGCUAACCUUUCCCCCGCUCAAAUUGAGAGGAAUAAGACAAAGGAACAACUGGAGGAAGAAAAGAAGAUCUCACUUUCCAUUCGCAUUAAGCCUUUGAGCAUCGACGGAUUGGGUGUGGAAAAACUCAGAGAGAAGGCCGCUGAAUUAUGGCAAGCCAUCGUUAAACUAGAAACUGAGAAAUACGACUUGGAAGAAAGGCAGAAACGUCAGGACUAUGAUCUUAAAGAAUUGAAAGAAAGGCAGAAGCAACAGCUGAGACACAAAGCCUUGAAGAAGGGUCUCGACCCUGAAGCCCUUACCGGAAAAUACCCACCUAAAAUUCAAGUAGCCUCCAAAUAUGAACGUCGUGUGGACACACGAUCAUAUGGAGACAAAAAGAAGCUCUUCGAAGGUGGAUAUGAAGACAUUGUUAAGGAAACAAAUGAAAAGAACUGGAAAGAAAAGUUUGGUCAAUUCGAUUCCAGGCAAAAGAUUUUUCAAUUACGAAUUCUACAUUACGCCCUUUCUUGUACCCCAACAGCAAGACUGCCCAAAUGGUUCGGUGAGCGUCCAGGCAAAAAGACCGGCGACCCCGAAUCUCCUGAGGGUGAAGAGGAGAAACAGGUAGUGGAGGAGGAUGACAUCAAGGAACCCGUCUAUGAACCUGAACCCGAAGAGGAAGAGGAGGAAGAGGAAAUUGAGGAGGAGGAAGAAGAGGAAGACGAAGAGGAGGAAGAAUAAUUAAUUCGUCGUAUUACCAGGAAUUCAAUAAGUUAUAUAAUGUAAUCAUAAUAAUAACAUCAGCUUAGCUAGGAGAUAACUCCAUCAGUCCUAUUUUAAUGUUAAGUUACUUAUAAUUAUUAUUUCCAACAACACCUAGGUACUUAUUAUGUUGAUGCCAUUGUAUUCAAAAAUAAAGUUAUAUUUGUAAUUGUGCCCGGUCUAA